CAUUCCUUGGCUCCAAUGUACUACCGAGGUUCAACAGCAGCUGUGAUAGUUUAUGAUAUCACCAAACAGGAUUCAUUUCAUACUUUGAAGAAAUGGGUGAAAGAACUAAAAGAACAUGGUCCUGAAAACAUUGUAAUGGCCAUCGCUGGAAACAAAUGUGAUCUUUCUGAUAUCAGGGAGGUUCCUAUGAAGGAUGCCAAAGAAUAUGCAGAAUCUAUAGGUGCAAUUGUUGUUGAAACCAGUGCAAAGAAUGCUGUUAACAUUGAAGAACUUUUUCAAGGAAUAAGUCAGCAAAUUCCACCCUUAGAUCCUCAUGAAAAUGGUAACAACGGAGCAAUCAAACUUGGAAAGCAGACUUCACAGAUGGGUAGGCGGUGCUGCUGACCCAACUUGAUCUUUUUAGAUUUACUUGAAA
Molecule: messenger RNA, 415 nt
Organism: Pelecanus crispus (Dalmatian pelican)
Lineage: Eukaryota; Metazoa; Chordata; Aves; Pelecaniformes; Pelecanidae
Source: RefSeq, a predicted model, not a curated record